Messenger RNA from Telopea speciosissima, 2016 nucleotides. RefSeq names its product phosphoglucan phosphatase LSF1, chloroplastic. Gene Ontology annotation, cellular component: starch grain; chloroplast. Gene Ontology annotation, molecular function: protein tyrosine/serine/threonine phosphatase activity; carbohydrate phosphatase activity; protein binding. Lineage: Eukaryota; Viridiplantae; Streptophyta; Magnoliopsida; Proteales; Proteaceae. The coding region runs from base 178 to 1965 and encodes 595 amino acids. The transcript is spliced from 10 exons. The record is from RefSeq and is a predicted model, not a curated record. Gene Ontology annotation, biological process: starch catabolic process; dephosphorylation.
ACCCAAGAAGAAGCGCGAACCUCACUCUCAAGUCUCUCUACUCUCUAGUCUCUCUGACUCUAUCGCAAAUCAAAAAACACAUAAAGACCAGUAGACCACAGCAGAACUAGAUCCGUACACUUCGUUUUCUUGAUUUAUCAAAGAAAACCUACUGAAUUCUUCUUGAAUUCACUCGCCAUGUCUUCUCUGCAACUCUCCAGUUGCAUGUUUUCCAAUGAAUCGUCAUUUCCCUGCAAUUUCUAUGACACGGGGAAGAUUGCUCAACCUGCAUUGGAUUCUUCUUUUUGGGGUAGAAAUUUGUGUUUGGCUAAGCAAGGUUUUGGAAUUACUAUGAGAGAGAAUCUCCAUCUCGGUAGAAGAAUCACAAAGGUUUAUGCAACGGUGGAUCUCCCCCCGUUUAACUUGAAUCUUAAUGAGUAUAUGGUCACACUUGAGAAGCCACUGGGAAUACGCUUCGCGCUUUCCGUCGACGGGAGGAUCUUCGUUCAUGCUCUCAAGAAAGGGGGCAAUGCCGAGAAAUCAAGAAUAAUUAUGGUAGGUGACACCUUGAAACGGGCAAGUAAUGCGCCAGAUGGCAAGCUCCCUAAGAUCAAAGACUUCGGGGAUACACUGAAGCUGCUGGAUGAGAAAGGAGGAUCUUUUAGCCUGGUCCUUGAGAGGCCCUUCUCUCCUUUUCCAAUUCAACAGCUGCUUCUUAUGAGUGACACCGAUGUUUUGUUCAAUAGAGGUCGUCUUCCUAUGGCUACUUGGAAUAGAACUAUUUUGGCUUCCCAUUUGCAGCCAUCAUCUGAGCACAGUGGCAAUUCUGGGUUUAUUACAUUUUCCUCAAAGUUUCUAAGCUCACAAGGAUGGAAGCUUUUAAACGAUCAAAAGCAAUAUCUCGACUUGCAAAAGCAGAAUAGCUUUCUUACUGCACCAAUUAACCAACUUGUUUGCAUUUUCUCUGAGGAAGAGUCUGGUGAUGUUGAAUGGGCUCACGGGAGUUUCCCUUUGGCAGAAUAUAUUAAAGCACUUGAUCGAUCUAAAGGAGAGCUUUAUUAUAAUCACUUGCUUGGUAUGCAAUAUGGCAAGAUUACUGAGCAAAUAUACAUGGGAUCAUGCAUACAAACAAAAGCAGAUGUGGAGACUUUGUCUAGCGUUGCGGGAGUCACUGCUGUACUGAAUUUCCAGAGUGAAAUUGAGGCCACAAAUUGGGGAAUCAAUUCUGAAUCAAUCAAUCACGCCUGCCGCCAAUUUAAUAUCCUUAUGAUCAAUUAUCCUAUAAGGGAGGUGGAUUCCUUUGACUUGAGGAAGAAACUUCCAUUUUCUGUGGGGCUCCUAUUACGGCUGUUGAAAAAGAACCUUCGUGUUUUUGUGACUUGUACGUCUGGGUUUGAUAGAUCCCCAGCUUGUGUGAUUGCAUACUUGCACUGGAUGACAGACACUUCGCUUCAUGCCGCUUACAAUUUUGUCACUGGGCUGCACUCCUGCAGGCCUGACAGACCAGCAAUUGCCUGGGCAACAUGGGAUCUUAUUGCCAUGGUAGAAAAUGGAAGGCAUGAUGGACCUGCAACCCAUGCUGUGACCUUUGUUUGGAAUGGCCAAGAGGGGGAGGAUGUGCGUUUGGUUGGAGAUUUUACUGGAAAUUGGAAAGAAUCAAUUGAAGUAGUCCACAAGGGUGGAUCUAAAUAUGAAGCUGAAGUUAGACUUCCACAUGGGAAGUACUACUAUAAGUUCAUUAUCAAUGGGAAUUGGAGGAACUCAUCGGAUUCACCAACAGAAAGUGAUGAACGCGGAAACCUAAACAAUGUAAUUAUAGUGGGGGAUAUUGCCAGUGUGAGGCCUAAGGUUCUGCAACAGAAGAAGGACGCCAUGGUUGUAAAGGUGAUCGAGAGACCACUGACAGAAACCGAACGUUUUAUGUUGGCAAAAGCAGCUCGAUGUAUGGCAUUCUCUAUCUGUCCGAUCACGCUAGCUCCCAAAUGAGUUCACUAUAUGUCCAUCCACUGAAUGAAUGAAUGUUGUAUAUGGUAGUGU